Molecule: messenger RNA, 5533 nt
Organism: Bactrocera neohumeralis
Lineage: Eukaryota; Metazoa; Arthropoda; Insecta; Diptera; Tephritidae
Exons: 8
Coding region: 392-5062 (1556 amino acids)
Biological process (GO): cell-matrix adhesion
Cellular component (GO): extracellular region; basement membrane
Molecular function (GO): serine-type endopeptidase inhibitor activity
Source: RefSeq, a predicted model, not a curated record
AUUAACUGCGGUGAAAGAAAACUGCAGCAUCGUGUAAAGAAAGUAAAGUUCGGAGAGCUGAAAAAGCGCCAAGUGUUUGAGACGAACUCACAACUCAAACCGACGAAAAAUUUACGAAUUUUUUCUACUCACAUCGAAAUUGGCCAACGGUUUCACAGCGCUGUGUGUCGGGCAUUCAUUUGUGAGUUGCGCGUUAAAGUGAGAGUUUGUGUCUUAAGUCUUUUGAUUUCCCAACAGAGCUGCGGCUCAAAACUAAACAACUGUAAAGCGAUUUUAGAGCAAAGUUGGUGGUUUCUCAUUCGCUCUGCCGACAUAAAAACUGUGUACAAAAGCGAAAAACUUGUCUGCCGCUGUGGUUUCAUGCUGUUGCCAAAUUUUGAGUUUAACGAAAAUGGCGCAGGUGAAUGAACGAAAGCUGCUGCUUCAACUUGCACUCCUCACUGCAUGUAUUUGCGCAUGCGCAUUCAAUGAAGCCGAGUCAAAACGAUUGAAUGCAAACCUUACAGCUUGCCAGCAUCUACGACGUGUUGAGACCAGGCGUGCCAAAGCUUUAUUUCCCAAUGAAAGGGCCCUUGCGAUUCGUAUACCACGCUGUAGCAAAAAUGGAGAUUUUGAGCAGAUCCAGUGUCGGAACGAAAGAGCCGGUCUAGAUUGUUGGUGUAUUGAUGAGUAUGGCAUGGAAAUACCCGGCACUCAUAACGAAUCGAAAUCGGGAGUGCGUUGUGCCGAACCGUCUCAUUGUCCAGCUUCUGCCUGUCGUAUGUUCUGUCCAGCCGGUUUUGCGCGUGAUCUCGACACAGGAUGUAGUGUCUGUCGUUGCCGUGAUCCAUGCGAAAAUGUGGUUUGUCCCAAUGGUCAAUCGUGCCAACCACAAGAGGUGAAAUGUAAAAUUGAACCAUGUCCACCAGUCCCGACAUGCAAAAAAGCACGAUCUAUGUCCACAUAUUGUCCCGCUGGCAUGCCACUUGCCAUUGAGGAGAGCAUACGACCGUUCCUCUGUGGCAAUGAUUUGGGAAAGCCUCAAUGUCCGCCGCUUUAUCAGUGUAUGGUGGAGACUGGUAAUGAAUAUGGUGUUUGUUGUCCCAGCACGGUGAAAUUCUCAAAACCGGGUAUUUGUCCGGCGCAAGAUAAAGUUGAAUACAGUGAGCGUACUGGUUAUAUGUGCGGUUCCCCUUGCAAUAGCGAUCUUGAAUGUGGUAAUAUGGACAAAUGCUGUUUCACGAAAGGUUGCCAAUUCAAUUGUCAACAGCCAUUCAAUGUGACCACAUGUCAUCAAGCUCGCGCACUCUCCGAUUUAAUAGCGAUUAACGAACGUGAGGGUCGCGGUUAUCAACCAGAUUGCAGCGGUCCCGGAGGCUUAUUCUCACCUCGUCAAUGCUCCCGAAACGGUUUAGUGUGUUGGUGUGUAGAUCCACGUACUGGUCAUAAAAUUCAAGGAACAAUGGGUCCAGCAAACGAAAUCAAUUGUGAUGGUUGGGAGAAUAUGAUUAGUCAUUCACUGGCUAGAAGUUUCAAUAUGGAAAAAUGUGAUACGAAUAUUUGUGCAGCCGUCUGUGAAUAUGGUUUUAAGAACGAUCACAAUGGCUGUCCAUCAUGUGAGUGCUCCGAACCUUGUGAAGGCUUCAAGUGUGCAAUCGGUUCGCACUGUGAAGUUGCCACGGAUCCAUUAUGUGAGUCUGGUUCGGCUUUGUGUGCCUCUUGGCCUGUUUGUAAACCGGAUUUAGUGUAUUCCAAUCCUUGCGACGUGGGUGCUCCACUAGCAGAUAAUAUAACCGGCGAAGUUAUGUAUUGUUUUGAAGAGCGGCAAUCCCGAGCAUUUCAGCCAACAGCGUUCUUCGAACAGGGACCAGAAAUCAAGCAGUCACGUUCCAUGACAAAUCGCAUUACGUGUCCGAACAACUAUAAAUGUUCGAAAUUACCACGCGACACAGAAAGUGUUUGCUGUCCAAUCCCAGAAGAGGUUCUCAGCAAGGAUGAGCAGCACCAGCAAACCAUGUGUGAGUAUUUGAGAGACUUUUCCGAGCGUAUGGAAGGUACCGAAGAAGGUAUGCAAUUGGCUAUGCCAGCACCGCGCUGUACGGACGAUGGCUACUAUUUGGAGCGCCAGUGCACGAUGAAGAAAAUUCGAGUUACACGCGCUGAGCAGCGCCAGAUUCUCGAAGAGAACACAAUAAGACGGAUGCGAAUGCUGCUGAAGAGUGCGAAUGAAAGGCAAAUUCGUGAGAAACGACAAGUGGAGCGCUUGAAAUUGUACCGUGUUAACGACGACGCGCUAAAAGUGCACAUCGCAGCGCCCAUACAGAGUCGUAAUGCCAAAGUGAUUGAUGUUGGUGCUGAUCGGGCACAAAGUUUGGGUCAACUCUUUGAGGUGGAGUUCAAAAAAGUUAUGCCAGCACCGAAACAAUCGUUAUCGGACAAUGAAUUGGUGAACAUCGAAGUAGAGGAAUGUUGGUGUGUCGACAGUUUUGGUACUGAAAUACCAAAUACCCGAGGCUAUAAUUUAACCGACACCGAAUGUGGAAGAGUACGCGAAUCUAUUGACUGUUUGGAUCUGACUUGCCGUAUGGGAUGUGAGUAUGGUUUUACACUGGAUCCCAACACACGGUGCCCAGCAUGUCAAUGUCGUGAUCCAUGCGAUGGUAUUGUUUGUGGCGAUGGAAAGGAGUGUCGCAUUGUCGAUGUGUCUUGUGACGAAGAGUACUGUCCACCAGUGCCCGCUUGCUUACCACGUAAACCCGGUCAAUGCCCAUUCCUCGUACCACCAGGUCCCGACAAUUUGGACGCCAAUACUUGUGCUUAUGAAUGUCGUACCGACUCUCAUUGUGAGGGUCAUAAACGUUGCUGCUCGAAUGGCUGUGGUACGCAAUGCGUACUUCCGCAAAUGAAAACGGCUUGCCAGCACUUAAAUACAAUACAGAUGCACCAAGCCUCCGAACUAGGUAUUCCGGCAAUGAAAAUGCAUAUUGCACAGUGUGACCCACGUACUGGCAAAUGGAAUGAGAAGCAGUGUUCACCCGAUGGGUACUGUUGGUGCGUUGACGACAAUGGUUGGGUGUUGGCUGGUACACGAGUCAAAGGGGCAAUACCAAUUUGUAAAACGAACUCGACGUUUGCGUGCGCAGAAACACAGUGCGAUAAGAAGUGUGAGGCGGGCAAUAAAAUCGAUGAAAAUGGUUGUCCAAUAUGUGAGUGUAGAGAUUUUUGCGAUGAUAUUAGUUGCGCCAGUAGUGAGGAGUGUCAACUGAUCAACGUCGAGUGUAUUGAUACACCGUGUCCGAAAAUGCCGAUAUGUGUGCCGCGCAGGAUAUCUGUUUGUCCCGAAGGAAGUCCACUGAAGCAGGGCGAUCUUGAGGUGAGUUGCGGGCCGCACAAUGACAAUGAAGCUUGUCCGACGACACACACGUGCCAAUUGAACCCGGUAACACAUCGCGGCGUUUGCUGUUCGAAAACAAGAGAUGUGUGUUUUGAAUCUAUGGACAAUACUUGUUUGGCAACUAUGCAAUCUGUACGAAAUAUAACGCGCUACCGAUUCAGUCCGAAGUCAAAUAAAUGUUUAACCGUCACUAUAGAUCUAGACGCGAGCUAUUGUCAAACCAAGAAUCUAUUUCACAGCGAACUAGCCUGCAAUUCAGUAUGCCCAGUCUUAACGUCGUGUGAACGUCUCAAGCUGAAGAACAGCUUGGCUGCGCAGCAUACAGGCUACACAUCUGUCUGGUUUCAGCCACGUUGUGACCCCAUCACCGGCCAUUGGAGUCCAGUGCAAUGCUUAGGGGCACAGCCGUCGCUCCAGAAAGAGUCCACAACGCUAGCGAACAACUUGGACCGUGCAAGCAAGCAACAACGUACCAGAAAAGCGUUUUCUUCUACUAAUGGUGUGUGUUGGUGUGCCGACAAGAAAGGAGCACCGCUCAAAGGUACUUUGACGCGUGACAUUGAGCCCAUUUGCAACAGUCGACAAGGUCGUCAAAGUAAAUCAUUUAAUGUUGAUGACCAACUGAUGGAAGAAGUGAUCAGACAAAUGACAACAAUGGUCGAUAUUGAAGAAUAUGAGUUGGAGGAAAACACUCAAGACAUUACCGAUGGUUUCCAGAUGUAUAGCAAUAGAAAUGGGGCAGGGCGUAGUUUGGAUGAUAAUAUGGCCGUAGAGAGUGAAUAUUAUGAAACUCCAAUUAGUGCGCGAACAAAAGCUUCUGCAGUGCCUAACACUGCCGCUGAAGCCUACGUUACUGAGCAUAUACUUGCAUUAGCCAACUCUCUGUUGGACUCUCAGCUUAGUAUUGAAGCAUUGAAACCCAUGCCAGUGAACACAACACGCUGCCGAGCUCUGGCUGAAACUGCUAACUUUCCUGUAGCUUGCGAUGAACACGGUGCAUUCCUUCCGACGCAGUGUAACAGCAAAACUUGUUGGUGUGUUGAUGCGGCCGGAAACCAAUUGGAUACAUCCAAUAUGUUCCAACAGGGCACACGCAACUGCCCGCAGACGCCAAUAGCCUCGGUGGCAAUUGAAUUGCACAUGGUCAAUCGCACAAACAGAAACAUACGCAACGCUUAUGACACCAUCCGUAGAGAGCUGUAUCAAUUGCUUGGCGACGCUGUUGAAAACUUACGCGUACAAGAGAAUUUCGAUGGAUCUGUAAUCGUACGCUUCGAACUGCAUAAUGAAGCAAAAAUCGACUAUGCCUUCGCUAUUGAAUCGGCUAUAAAUGCGAAUCGCUUCAAUUUGGUAGGUGGUCACUUCACACCGGAUAUUUCGCGCUCACACUUCAUACACCGCAGCGUGAAUCCACCUGUUGCAACAGCGGUUUCACAUGAAAGCACGAUUCAGUUGGUUUUAUUCAUUAUGGCAACCAGUUCGGCGUUUCUAGUCAGUAUCUUUGUCGUAUAUGUAAUGCUUAAGCGAGGGAAGCGCAACAAGGUUCUAACCGAUCACUACGGCUAUCCAGUUUAUAACGAAGAAAGUACCACUAAAAGCAUUGGCGGUGGUGAUAAGGCAUUGGAUUACACGGCACCGAUCUUUGUUCUGAGUUCACACGAACAUGACUCAAUCAACGCAGCGAAAUAGGAAACACGAUAAUUACGGAAGGAAAUGUUUUGUUAUUUAGUUUUCGAGUAUUUGUGGCUCAUCUAAGAGCCCCCAUACGAGCGCUUUAAUAUGAAGUAGAUAAUCAUUGCCUUUUUAUUAAUAAAAACUAAUUUUUAAGGGUAAAUAUAGAAGACUUUACGAAAAUAAGGAAUUCUAAAACUUGUUUCAAUAAAUCUGACAGUUUUUUAUUUUAUAAUAACGGUAUGGAGGGGCCUCGAUGUGAAAAAGUUGAUAAAUAUGAAGGAUAAAUUAAUUAUUUUCAACGACCGUUAUAACUGUGCAUAUGUAUUGGCGAGUAGUUGGUACGAAAAUAAUCAUUUUCUCCAGAUGUUGUAAAUAUAUUCACCUAUACAUUGUUUACUGUAUUUCACGAUAUCAUAUACGUAUGUAUUGUAUAUAUUUGUUAUUUUAUUGAGUGUAACUGUAUUUAUUUCUAAUUAUUUAUAAAGU